GCGCACUGGCAACCCAGUGCCCAGCUCCCAGGGGCCCCGCACCACCUCACUGCCCACUCACACUGCCCGGGCGCAGGGCAGAGGGAGCCAUGCCCAGGGAGGCUGCAGAAGCAGACAGCAUGGGAAGGGCUGAGGGUGCUGCACCAGCAGAGCCCGGGGACCCCGACAGCAGUGAGCCGGGAGCCAUCAGCCUGUGCCCUGUGGAGUCCAUCAGCGACCUGCACUUGGCCUCGGGCGGGCAGAAGGGCACAGAGGGCAACGGCCCGGCUCCCUCCAGCAGCCUGCGCCAGCCUCCACCUCGGCCCGUGUCCCCCGUGCCCCCAGUGCUACUGCCCACCCUGCGCCCCGUGCCCCCUGCCAGCCCCUGCCCCUGCCUCGGCCCUGGCCACCCCCUGCUGCUGGCUCUGCUGGUGCUCCUGGCACUGGCGAGCCUGGUCCUGGCCACGCUGGCCAUCUACCUGAGUGUCCUGCAGAGCCAGUCCGUGCGGGCGCUGGCCCAGUGGCUGGAGAGCCAGGAGGAUGCCGUGCACCAGCUGCGGGCAGCCAGCAGGCAGCUCUGGGCUCGCCUCAACGCCAGCACCCAGCCCGGCGGGCACCGCUGAGCUGCUCCCAGCCCCACCACGGGCUCCAGGCCACCACGGGAAGGGGCAGCGAAGGGCAGGAGGGAGCAACGGGCAGCCUUACCUGCUCAGACCUGGCAGCAUUGCCUCUUGGGGCACAGGGGCAAUCCUGGCUCCCGCCCCAGGCUGCGAGAGAAAGGGACAGGGCUGUAAGGACCGGCACCCGCUUCUGUGACAGCCCUUCCUCUUAACAAGGCAGAAGGCACCCUCCAAUUAGCCUUUUAAUUACCUCUUACAAUCAAAGUCUUAGAAAAUCACCAUGAUAGAUACAUUCCCGGAGUGGCAGGCACUGCCAGCUGGCACAGCCCCAUGCCUGCCUGGGCAGUUGCCCCCCCGUAAUUAAUUUCCCCCAAGAUUACUAUUUCAUAUAAAGCAUUUGGCUGAAAAAAGGGCUAAGAGUGAGCAGCUGGCUGGGCUGAGCAAGGCCUGCCACCCUACACUGCUCUGCCACCACCCCUGGUGCCAGGCUGGCUGUGGAGGCAGGGGCUGUGCCCAGCGUGGCAAGUGAAAGCGAGUGCUCCUGCCACAGGCACAGACACCAGGCCAGCUGCCCCACAGCCUCGCACAGCUCUGCCCUCUCAAUCACCCCUCAGGCUGUGCCAGGCCACCCUGGUGUCCCCACAGGACUGGGGACAUGAGCCUUGCCUCUAAAAGGGGCUGCAGGAGCUCUGGUGAAAGCCCUUCCCACUGUGCCACACAGAGCCUCAGCCGCAGAGCAGGCACACAGCAGACACGCCACCACCUCCCCCUGCUCUUCUUUUAUCCUUCCUU
This is a messenger RNA of Pseudopipra pipra, 1391 nucleotides long. RefSeq names its product leucine rich single-pass membrane protein 2 (gene LSMEM2). The record is from RefSeq and is a predicted model, not a curated record. Lineage: Eukaryota; Metazoa; Chordata; Aves; Passeriformes; Pipridae. Bases 90 to 602 code for a protein of 170 amino acids. The transcript is spliced from 4 exons.